AUGGAUGUUCAGCAGUUGUUUAAAAAUUUAAAGAAGGAAGCCGAGUGUCCGCUGUGCUUAGAAACUGUCAAAGAACCCAAAACGCUUCCAUGUUUACAUUCGUUCUGUUUAAACUGUCUCGACAAACAUGCCGGAUACGCAAGAAGACGGCGAGAAACGAAAAUCAAAUGUCCGGUUUGCCUGACCGACUUUAACAUUCCAAAAAGUGAUACGUUCUUUGAUUUUCCCACAUCCUUUCAUCUCAAUCGAUUUGUGGAUGUCUUAGCUCUAAAUGAUAGCGAUGCAGAGACACAGACAUGCAGUAGCUGCGACGAUACCAGCGUUGUAACUUCGUAUUGUUUUGUUUGUCAAAGCUUGCUCUGUGCAGCUUGUUUUGAAGCGCAUCAACGCUUGAAGGCCACGAGAGGUCACCGUAAUGUUUUUAUUGAGAAACUGCAAGCAAAAGAUGUCGAAGAAUUGAUGCAUCGACCUGCAAUGUGUACCCAGAAAUAUCACCAAAACGAAGCGCUCGAGUACUAUUGUCAAGAUUGCAAGGUCUCUGUCUGCGUGAAGUGUGGAUUUGUGAGUCACAAUGGCCAUGCUAUGGUGGAUAUCGAAGAAGCUGCGAUUGAUUGUAAGAAUAAAAUUAGCGAGGUCGUGAAAAAAGUAAAGUUUCAAGUAGCCGUUCUUGAAAGACAAAUGAAAAGACAAACUGAACUUAUGAAUAAAAGCAUGGCUGAAAUAUAUGACGCUCAAGCUAAAGUGACAAAAACUGUGGAUGAACUUGUGAAAAUUUUGAGGGAACAU
Messenger RNA from Stylophora pistillata, 786 nucleotides. RefSeq names its product E3 ubiquitin-protein ligase TRIM33-like. The record is from RefSeq and is a predicted model, not a curated record. Lineage: Eukaryota; Metazoa; Cnidaria; Anthozoa; Scleractinia; Pocilloporidae.